GACCACACGGACGUCGGUCAAGUUCUUCGCGGACUUGCUCCAGGACCAGACUGUCGACCACCUCGUGCGCGUCACCAAGACGUUCAACACCAAUGGGGGACCCCAGUACUGUCACCUCGUCGCCCUUGGACCCGACGGCUUCGUCCUCUGCACAUGCCUGAGGCUUCUCAUCCACGGGCUCGGAUGCCGACAUUGCUUCCGGGCCUUGCGCGAGACGGACUGCGGCUUCGACGGAGGAUGCAUUGCACCCCGCUGGCGUGACGGCACCGCGCCGUGGGAGAUGGCACCCUUGGCCGCGAAGCGUGCGGUGCCAGCGACCACAGCUAGAGGGCUUCCCGGAGAGCUGCCGCCCGCACCUGCGGAUCCUGGCGUUUUUUCCCACUCGACACCCACGGUGAGAUCCGCCAUUUGGGGCACCUGCGUCAACAUGGGGAAGCAGCUCGCUCCUCUCAUGACAGAGAUCGACAACAUCCCCGCCUGCAAUCGCAUCGUGGACAACCUACUCAUCCACGCAAAGCAGCUCAUCGAAGUGGAGUUGAGGUCGCAACAUGACACCUGCACGAGCCGGGUUUUCAAGGGAGUCGGUUCCCGGCCUACGAUCGCCACCGGCCCGCCAGAGGGAGGGGACGGGGAGGCGGGGGCGCGCGGAGGUCGCGGAAGAGGAAGCGGCGGAGGUAGAAACCGGGGGGGGCGAGGAAGCGUGGCGGGAGAGCCUCAAGAGGAAGAGGUGGAAGGGGAGGGGCGAGCCCCGGUGUUUACGCAAUGGGUAGCCGCCGCUGGCGCGGUGAUGGGUUUGUACCCGGCACCCACGAACGGGGCACACGUGUUCGGGGACUCAGGCACACCGCUUCGCUCCUUGAGUAGCGCGCCUCGUGGCGGGAUGGAGCAGGGUUCGCUCGGGUCCUCGAAUUUCGACGCGACACACUCCUGUGCGCCCGAGAGUUUCCAGCAAGCACAACUGAAUGGAGUAAUGUGUCGUGCCAGCGAAAACCACCGUCAGCCCCUGCUCACGCCGCCUGAAGAUGUUGCCUUUUUGGAGGACGUGCAAUCGCCCGAGCGGAAGAAGCACACAGGACAGACUAGGAGGCGCACCUCGACGGAGGGGAGAGAUAAGCGUGGUGGAGGACAGCACGUAAUCCAAGGAGGUGUCCAAGGCGCCUGGGGGAUUUAGCGUGCGUGUAAUUUACUUCUCUCGCGCGUUGACCACGGUUGUAGGGCUGCGUUGGCGUUUGUCCUGUGGCUACUUCGAAGUACACAUUUUUUUUUGUGGGGGCGCAUAUCAUAGAAGAGGGCAUUCUUUCGAAACUUGAGAACCCGGUAGCAGUGGCGGCACGUCCGCGAGGGAAGGCAGGGAUAGAGCGAAGUUGAGGGAGUAGUCUUUGGUUAGUCGCCGCACUGCGUUGCCUUCUGUAGCGUUUUGGCUUGCGCUCAUGUCCGUAAAGCGUAUUGCAAAUGUUUCGUGCCGGUCUUUUUGCAGCUUGGUGGUCUUUUUGCAGCUUGGUGGACAGCAAAAGUGGCAGCGAAUGACGAAUGUCUUUGAUGCCGCCUUGUUUUGCUACCUUCCCUUUUUUUUCAACAGGAUGAAUUUCCUUUGUUGAAAGGAAAACAUGGAAUCAAAGAUGGAACCUCCCCACUUUAGAGCCGGAACUCUGUGGGCUCAAAACGCUGCGGGCUCAAAACGGUAUUCCAUACAGUGAUGUAUUAUGGGUUAAUUUGAAGUAGAAAAAACCCUACUUGUACACAGAGUCAUUUUUACUUUAGAAUCACAACUGAAGACGUGGUACACCAUUUGCUCGACAUCUGCCAUUUAAAGGCUAGCGUUGUCACGCUUCGCACAAACUGCCGAAGACCCGACCCAACCGAACCAAUGACAACACACCAAUUUUUACUCUGAAAGCUACACGCUCUGAAAGCUACACGGGCAGUCUUUCGCACAACAAGCCGCGGCAUGCUGCAGGGUAGCCAGACAACCACGACAGCCCCUCUUUCGCGACCGGAGUGCCAAUAGCGAUUUGCACCCUUCGAGCACGGCACCCACGGCACUUGCCCACGCGACCUUCCUUCUAUACUUCCUCACUAAAAAAUAUGAUGCCUCCAACGAUCACUCUCCCAAGAUUCGCUCUUCCAAUAUCCACCGGACUAUUCCUCAGAAGAAGAAAAUGCGGAAAGGUGGACAGGUCUCCGUUGUUAAUUAAUUAAUUAAACAAUGCCUUUCGCGCCCCUGCCACUCCCACCACAUCCACCGCGCCAGUGGGCUACUGGGGAAAUAGUCCAUCAUUUGCCGAUAUGAUUGCGUAGGGUAGUGGUCUACUGAGGGUCUAUCAGGCGUCGCGGUACGCGCCUUUGGUCUGCUGCUGCGUGUCAGGCUGUGCCGUUGUGUGUGGGACAGUUGCUGUGUGUGUGUUCGGCGUUCGGAUUCAAAAAGGGUCUGUAAGGAUUGGUUCCGGAGGCGUUUUGAGGGCAGGCCGAUUCCGCUCUACCCUCGAGGGCGGAAUCCCGGGCGCUGCGAAAGGAAAGUUGUCGGGGUUGCCGCCAAUGGUAUAUGACAUAAAUUUUAUGUCAUAUACCAUUGGUUGCCGCUGUCGUGUGCGUGUCUCUGCCCUGUGGACCAGUCGCGUCAGAAUCGCUCUUCAUUGACCAAUCAGAGAGCUUUACUUUGCUUUGCAUCGUAAGGCAUCCACGGUGUGGAACACCUGUGCGCUGCACUGGCCAAUCACAGAGCCGUAUUUGCUCUGCAUCGCGCGCGCAAGAGUGCAUCGCGCGAGGCGCGGCAUCAGACCUCGCAUUUGUAUCGUACUACUGCUGUGUUGUUAUCCCCCCUGAGGAUGCUCUUCUCUGCGACUAGUCGGCAGAGAUGCUGUCUCAAUGAGCCCAAUAGAGUGUGGCACAAGCAAGGGGAGGAGAAAGGCGAAGGACUGCGAGGCCAUGUCUAGUGCGAUUGGCACAUCGGUCGGGCAGUCGCACGGCCGGGGCGUUCGAGCGCAGCUAUCUUCUCCAUCGCCUGCACAGAACACGGCUUGCUUCCCGCGUCGACCGCGUAGCCUAUGAUGGCCAGGCUCUGUGCUGCUGCUAGUCCUGGUUAAUGGAUGGACUUGUUGCUGCAGCACAGCAGCAAAACCUUCUAUGACAAGAGGUGCCCAACGUUCAAUGCGGACGGAUGUGCGUGGAGACAUCAGCAACAUACCCGACUGCGCGCUAUGGAGGGCGCUGCCUCCGGGAAGACAGCGCUGCAUGUCUGCGGUUAUCAGCUGGUGGUUGUAGCAGCAUGAAUUCCACCAGCAUGGCAGGCAAUCAAUGAGCCCGAACUUGGCGCAAGGAUGUUGCGAUAGGCAGAAACCGGAUGAGGGGUGUGGGGUGGGUGGGUGGGUUGAGAAUUCCGAUGCUCUGCUGUCCAAGAAGAACGGGAACCAGCGUUGGUGCAUUGAAGAGUUUUCGGCAUGCGUCUCUACCGCAGCCCGUGUGCUGUCCUCCACCGAGAUAAUGCGUGCAGAACAUGGGGUAUGAAUGGUGUCGAGUGUUGCCUGCGUCGCAAGCAGGUGUUUGUGGGUGUCGUUCGAGUGACCGUUGAUGUCUUUGUUGGCAACUGAGCUGCGUUGGCAUGGGCGGGGUUCGAUGAACCAACCAAACAUGAGGAUGGCAUAAGGAUAGCGAAAAUUGGUACGAACACACGUUCGAGGGUCAAUUGCAAGCCACGGUGCCCAAUGUUGCGCACUCGCCGAGCUGUUUGGCAUGGUUGGAGCGUCCGUUAACUUGGUUAUAUUUUUCUUCUCUGGCCGGAGUUUCUGUUGACGCGUGUUGGACACGGGCGCAACGAAAGGAGGUCAACCGACGGAGGAGGCAUGCAUAGGCCACAGCCGACGGGA
Messenger RNA from Ectocarpus sp. CCAP 1310/34, 3863 nucleotides. The record is from the annotation of a GenBank genome assembly. NCBI's taxonomy places the organism in Eukaryota, Phaeophyceae, Ectocarpales, Ectocarpaceae.